GGCAGGCAAGGUACCCCCGGGGCUGACAGAGGACCAGCUUUGGCGGGCAAAGUACAUCUAUGACUCGGCUUUCCACCCUGACACGGGCGAGAAGAUGCUCCUCGUGGGACGCAUGUCUGCCCAGGUCCCCAUGAACAUGACCAUCACCGGUUGCAUGUUGACUUUCUACAGGACCACACCAGCUGUGCUGUUCUGGCAGUGGGUCAACCAGUCCUUCAAUGCCAUCGUCAACUAUACCAACCGCAGUGGGGAUGCACCCAUCACCCCCAGCCAAUUGGGGACAGCCUAUAUGAGUGCGACCACAGGGGCAGUUGUCACAGCACUGGGGCUCAAAUCUCUCACCAAGCACUUGCCAGCCAUCAUCGGAAAAUUCGCGGCCGUGGCUGCUGCCAACUGCAUCAACAUCCCACUGAUGAGGCAGAG
Messenger RNA from Antrostomus carolinensis (chuck-will's-widow), 423 nucleotides. RefSeq names its product sideroflexin-3-like. Gene Ontology annotation, molecular function: monoatomic ion transmembrane transporter activity. Gene Ontology annotation, biological process: serine import into mitochondrion; monoatomic ion transport. The record is from RefSeq and is a predicted model, not a curated record. Gene Ontology annotation, cellular component: mitochondrial inner membrane. NCBI's taxonomy places the organism in Eukaryota, Metazoa, Chordata, Aves, Caprimulgiformes, Caprimulgidae.